GACUUCACCAGUGUCUCAGCCAAGGAUGGGGCCGCAUGGCUUGGAGGUGCUUUGCCAGUAAAGGACACUUUAUGAGAUUGCUUGGUGGAUUGAUCAUAGAACCACAGAAUGGUUUGGUUCAAAGCCUAUCCAGUUCCAACCCCCUGCUGUGGGCUGGAUGCCCUCCACCAGUUUAGGCUGCCCAGAGCCCCAUCCGACUGGCCUUGAGCACCUGCAGGGAUGGAGCACCCACAGCUCUCUGUGCAGCAGUGUUGGGGCCUCAAUGCCCUCUGAGUAAAGAAUUUCUUCCUAGCAUCUAACCUGGAUGUUCCCUCUUUUAGUUUAAAGCUAUCGCUAACUACCUACACAAAAUGUCGGUCUUCCUCCUGUUUAUCAGCCCCCUUUUGAUCAGAGCUGGAUGUGAUUAUAAAGAAAGAUUUUUCAAAGACCUGUUGCUGAAAAAGAAAAUUCAAGUCCCCCAUCGCUCAGCUCACAGUCGGAGGGUUUGCACUGCUCUUUGCACGUAAUUCACGUGAUUAAUUCCAAAAGCUGCGCUGUUCUCUUCAUUUCUAAUGCCAAUGUCAUACUCUGCAGUCAGACAACUUGUUUUCCCAGCGAGGUCCUUACAGCAAAUUACAAAGCAAAUUAAAUCUUCCUCUGUUCACGUUGCGGAAGGGAGAAGUGAAGCCCAGGGGCACCUUUGGUACCGGCACAGAGCAGGCCCACGGCUCCAGCACAGCACCCAGCCCUGCUCUGCGCUGCCUUCCCCGGUGCACCGAUGCAGAUGCAGCCUCAGUUACGUGAAGCUACCGCUCCCAAAAAUAGGCUCCCUUCUCUCCCGAUCACGCUAAAAACCUCUGCGGUUAUUUGAACUCGCAAACUUCCCCGCUGGACCCGCAGCGUUCAGCUAACGCAGCCGGUGCGGCUCUUAAUGACCCUCCUGCGCAGGCGGUGCUGCUGGAGCCACCGUGCCGGGUCUCCGCAGCCGGGUAAUGGAAUCCUGCGAUGGUCGGAGCAUCCCUGGCACGGAGCCCGCGUCGCCUGCCUUCUCUUCAGUUACCUCCGCUCCCGCUGUCCCCGCGCAGCGCUGCGAUGGGAAGGAGGAACACACCCAGCCCCGCUCCCCAUCUGUUGCAGCAUCGGCUUCAGUAGCAGAGCCUGAGAUGUUUAAAUGUGCUUGCCUUUAGGGAAAAGCCUUGCAUGCAGUUCUUCAAUGGACGUUUCCAGCCAGACUGCGGGAUUUUUCAGAGCUGAUCUCAGCUCUUUUGCCAUGCCAUUCUUGGACGGUGAUGUGGAGAACGCAGACAAAAAUGCUUCUCGCAAGGUGGACGAAAGCUACUCUGCAGGCAGUCCUUCGAAAGGCAUUUUCUCAAAAGGGCUCCAGAACCGACCUUCCAGCCCUGUUUCUGCCCCUGUGAGAUCCAAACACAGCCCUGGCUCACCCAAAACUGUCUUCCCCUUCCCCUACCAGGAGUCUCCCCCACGCUCCCCACGUCGAAUGAGCUUCAGUGGGAUCUUCAGGUCCUCCUCCAAAGAGUCCUCCCCCAAUUCCAACCCGUCUACCUCUCCUGGGGGCAUCAAGUUUUUCUCCAGAUCAAGAAAAACCUCUGGCCUCUCCUCUUCUCCAUCUACCCCAACACAAGUGACCAAGCAGUCCACGUUUCCUCUUGAAUCCUAUAAGCAUGAGCCUGAGAGACUAGAAACACGGAUUCACUGUUCUUCUCCUCCGGACACAGGGCAGAGAUUUUCUUUGCCUCCAUCCCAAAGUGCAGCCAAGCCUCCUAUAAUGACACCAUCUCUCUGUGCUACCUCAAAACCAGCGGCGGCAGCGGCUCCGGCUCCCUCUCAGCUCCCGGCCGCCUCCGAAGGGAUGCUGGAGAAACUCGAGCUCGAAGAUGAAGGCACUUCUUCUCCAAGGCAUUCCAAAGAGAAGAAUUCUGAGGGGGAAGCUGCAGGAGGAAAGUGUGGUGAUAAAGCACUUGAAGAAUCGGAAAGUGACAUUUAUGUGCGAUUCAUGAGGUCACACAAGUGUUAUGACAUUGUUCCAACAAGCUCUAAGCUUGUUGUUUUCGACACUACGCUACAAGUAAAGAAGGCCUUUUUCGCCUUGGUGGCAAAUGGUGUGAGAGCAGCUCCACUGUGGGAGAGUAAAAAACAGAGUUUUGUAGGAAUGUUAACAAUUACAGAUUUCAUUAACAUACUGCAUAGAUACUAUAAAUCUCCAAUGGUUCAGAUCUAUGAAUUGGAGGAGCACAAAAUAGAAACCUGGAGGGAACUUUAUUUACAAGAGACAUUUAAACCUUUAGUGAACAUCUCCCCAGAUGCAAGCCUUUUUGAUGCUGUAUAUUCAUUGAUCAAAAACAAAAUCCACAGAUUGCCAGUUAUAGAUCCCGUCAGUGGAAAUGCACUUUAUAUACUUACCCAUAAAAGAAUCCUCAAGUUCCUCCAGCUUUUUAUGUCAGAAAUGCCAAAGCCUGCCUUUAUGAAGAAGAAUCUGGAUGAACUUGGAAUAGGAACUUACCACAACAUUGCCUUCAUACAUCCAGACACUCCUAUCAUUAAAGCCUUGAAUAUAUUUGUAGAGAGAAGGAUAUCGGCUUUACCUGUUGUGGAUGAGUCAGGAAAAGUUGUAGAUAUUUAUUCCAAAUUUGAUGUAAUAAACCUUGCUGCUGAAAAAACCUAUAAUAACCUAGAUAUCACGGUGACACAAGCCCUACAGCACCGUUCUCAGUAUUUUGAAGGUGUUGUAAAGUGUAGUAUGCUGGAAACACUGGAGACCAUUGUUGAUAGGAUAGUGAAGGCUGAGGUUCAUCGUUUGGUGGUAGUGAAUGAAGCAGAUAGCAUUGUGGGUAUCAUCUCCCUUUCUGACAUUCUACAGGCUUUGGUACUCACGCCAGCAGGUGCCAAACAAAAGGAGAAUGAAAGUGAAUGACUGCUGUGAAUGUAUAAACGUUUGUAGGAGAACUUGAACAAAGUUUCUGGGUCAAGUUUGUCUCGAGAACAGUGACUGCAAUAGAACAGAGCAGGAUGGUUGAGAAUGUGUUUUGGGACUUAGUGAUGGAUGAUGAGUCUAUUCCCCCCCAGUGAUGUCGCAAAAAAACAAAGCAGCAUGACAAAAGCUUAUGUUACAAUGUAGGCUUGUAUUUCAAAACGUCUUCAGAACAUUUGCUGGAAGACUUCACACGAUGUCCUUCAUUAAAAUGCACUGUAUUCUGAAACUUUUUCAUUUUGUAUUUGACGGAAGUCACUGGUCAGCAAUGGAUAUAUGUGACAUAAGGCAAGUGUAUGGCAUAUUCAUAUCAUAGUGCCUUAUGUCAAAAUACAGCAAUAUGUCAUCACUGUUGCCCAUCACUGUCAAAGGAAGUAUUGUGUUAAAUGAGACACUGUAUUUGAAUGUGAAAGUCUUUAAACCUAAACCAAAUCAGUUUCAGUUCUCAUUAGACUUGUCAUAAAAGCUGUAAUUUGAAUAUCAGUAGACUUCUUUAAAACUUUAAUGACAGUUUUGUGUUAAAUGUCGCAUUCUGAACCGAGUUGUAAAACGAGACUGAUUUUAAAAACAGCUUUAUUUAUUUUUACUUUCAUGACAAUUUUUUACACAUCUUUGGUGGAUAGCUAAAAUUUCACCAUAUCCAUUAAUAAACUGUUGAUUGUUAUACAAACCAGUGGCAGAUUUUCUCAUUAUUUACAACGUUGGAGUUGUAGGGCUGUUGGUCAGUCCACGUGAGUGGAGUUGGAGAUCCCAGCAGUGCUCCAUGCUGUGCUGUGCAGGCACCGUGUGGGAAGGGACGUGCCAGAGAACCAGACUUUCCACUGUGUUGAAGAUGUAAAAUGAUGUCUGUACGACUAAAAUGCAACUCUGUAUUGUAUGUGAUUUGUACAGAAGCCGAGGAAGGCCGUGGGGUUUUGCUGAUGUAAAUGUACUGUAACAUUUGAUGAUGAGAUUUUUAUAAUUGUAGAUGGAAGAAAUUAAACCCUCCAACAUCC
This is a messenger RNA of Lagopus muta (rock ptarmigan), 3963 nucleotides long. It is a transcript of the gene PRKAG2, whose product is annotated as protein kinase AMP-activated non-catalytic subunit gamma 2. The transcript is spliced from 17 exons. The coding region runs from base 1151 to 2911 and encodes 586 amino acids. NCBI's taxonomy places the organism in Eukaryota, Metazoa, Chordata, Aves, Galliformes, Phasianidae. The record is from RefSeq and is a predicted model, not a curated record.